UUCACAUAUCAACAAACAUAAGCAACCUUACAAUCAAAAUAUUAAUCAGUUUGGUGAGCCACAAACUUCCAGAACGAAAAAAAUAUCGCCAUCCAAGUCAGUCGUUUCGACAUUCAGUCUUUUGCAAUCGUUAGUGUCCAGCAGUUGAAUGAUUGAAGUCGGGGAAUUGCUGAGAGUUUGUAACACUCCUAUUCGUAGGCUUCAGAAUUUUCAACGACUCUCUGACGCGUGACGCAACUUGAUUAUACCUCUUUCUGCUUCUCAUCUCAUAAGCAACUGUUGCAAACAAUUCGUAAUCAUACGCAAGGAUGUUUUUUGAAAAUAAUCUCGGCAAAGAUUAUUCCAACAUAUCUAAACACGAACUACGAUUGCGUGUUUGUAACAACGAAAGAGAUCUUGACGAAAGUUUACGUAGCAUGGCUAAAUAUUUGAUCAACUAUAAUAUCGACAAAAGACGUAUCAUGUUGAAUCAUUCAUUUGUGAACAUAAGUAGAAUUAAAAAAUUCCAAGAUUUAUGUAACGAAGAUAUUGUAGGCAGAUAUUUUCCCAUCACUUACGUCGUAAAUGUAUUUUAUUCUUAUUCUAAACUAAUAAAUGUAACUCUAGAUGCUUUGGAGAUCUUUUCAAACUUCAGAAAGUACAGUCUGCCGAUUUUUAUUAUUCUCAGUCUUUUAGGAAACAGUUUUUCCGCCAUUGUGCACUUUCGUAAAAACAUGCGUUCUUUCUCCUCCAACAUUUACUUGGGCGUACUAGCAAUAUGCGACAUCAUCUAUUCGAUGAUAUUACUUAUUCACUGGCUCCUUUUAUUUGAUAAUAUAGAACAAAAAAUAAAUUAUUCGAAUUGGUUAAGUUCCUUCCUAUACUUUUCGAUCGUCAUUUUCGAGUUCUUGAGUGUGUGGCUUAUAGUAGCUUUUACCAUCGAGCGAUAUAUAGUGACGAAAUAUCCGUUUCUGCGUCGAUCCUGGUGCACUGUCAAACGAGCAAAAAUCGUAGUGGUCACGUUGAUGGGACUAGCGGUUUUGCGCAGCAUUGCACUGCAUUUUACUUUUUUUAUUUAUGGAACCAUACAGUAUGAAACAUUUAGUAAAAAAGAAAUAAAUAUCUAUGAUGUAUACAAACAUCUUGACGAUCAGAUAAGCUUUACUCUGACAAGGGACAUUAUAGAUUCUAUUACAAUAUUUACUCUACCUGCUCUCGUGAUAGUAAUCUGCAAUAUUCUGAUAGGAUACCACAUUUAUCAGCAAAAUCGUUUUCGCAAAACCUUGAUUAUAGCGUCCGAGUCUUCUAAUAAGAGAAUUCAAAUUUCUAGUGAUAAAAUGCUUCAGCAGAAGAUCACAAAAAAGCUUAUUUUCGUUUCGAGCAUAUUUGUUAUCUUGAAAUUACCUGCAUAUUUUCUUUUUUACAUUAAGAAUUACAUACCUAAAUAUGUCAAUAUAGAUGUUAUAGCAUUAAUAUGCGAUUUAUUAAACACAGCACAUCACUGUAUAAAUUUUGUUCUCUACUGCGCAACGGGACAAACUUUUCGCAGAGAACUAAUCCGCAUGUUUACGAAACAUACAAAUAUAAGAAAUUAACAGAAAUAUCAUGGAGAUGUACAAUCAUAAGUAACAGUUUGAUUGAUAUCCAAUUAUGCAGUCAUAAUAAGUUUGCAAGUUUACGUCUAAUCGCACUUCAAACAAAAGAGUGUAUUUGUCAACAACGAAUAACUAAAAAGUUUUCAAGAGAAGCUAACACUCCUGAUAUACACUAGAGAUUAUAAUAUACAUUUUAACAUAAUAAAAAUAUAAUUAACUGCAAAUAGCUAAAUAAGAUAGUUUAAGAUAUUAUUGUAUUAAAAGUAUUAAAAGUAAGUCAAA
Messenger RNA from Linepithema humile (Argentine ant), 1856 nucleotides. Lineage: Eukaryota; Metazoa; Arthropoda; Insecta; Hymenoptera; Formicidae. The record is from RefSeq and is a predicted model, not a curated record.